AUGAAGUUACCUUUACAGGUGUUACACCUGCUAGCUGUGUCAGUGUUACCUGUUCAGUACACCAGGGGAACAGACCUACCACAGGAAGCAGCUGACAUCCACCAUUCCCUGAAAUAUUACCAGAUCACUGAGCCGUACAGAUUAGAACAACCAGCCAACCAGGCACAGGGAAAUGACCUCACAAUUUCUCUGUCAGCUUUUGGGACGAACUUCACCCUUGAUCUGACCUUAAACAGAAACCUUGUCCCGAGAAGUGCAAAGCGACACCUGUGUCACUACCAAGGUGAAGUUCGGGGCUCACCAGGUUCCGUAGCAGUCAUCAGUACAUGUAGGGGGGUCAGAGGGUCCAUCCAUGUGGAUGAUGAUGUGUUCUUCCUCCAGCCGACCCCUGGCUCAGGCCACAUUGUGUUCAGACAACAGGACAUACAGUCGGAGGGGAGGCAGGGAGGGCACUGUGGGUCCCAUGAUGCUGAACUCGUGUCAACUUUGAACAAGAGCAGCUUCUCUCUACAGAGGGCGAAACGUGACGUCUACAGUGAGACAAAAUAUGUGGAACUGAUCCUGGUGGCAGACAGUCGAGAGGUCCAGGAUGUGGGUAGUGUCGCAGCAACACAAGACAGGAUGGUAGAGGUGGCCAACUAUGUGGACACGUUUUACAAGCCGCUGAACAUCCGAGUGGCCCUGGUUGGGUUGGAGGUGUGGACCAGUAACCCCAUCACUGUAGACAGGAGCCUACAGAGAACACUGGACAGGUUUCUGGAGUGGAGACGCACCUCACUGGUCAGGAGACAGAGUAACGACAACGCACAGUUGGUCAGUGGACAGACCUUUUUCGGGGGUGGUGAGAUCGGCAUGGCACCGUUUGCCUCCAUCUGUACAUCUGCUCGAUCAGGGGGAGUGACCGAGGACAUGUUCGCGUCUAGCACAGGCCCAGUGCUGUAUGUGGCGUCGACCGUGGCUCAUGAGUUAGGGCACAACCUGGGCCUGAACCACGACACGGGCGGGAACUGUCGCUGUCCUGUCGACGAUAGCAACGGGGGCUGCAUCAUGAGACCAGCACAAGGGAACAUCCCACCCCAGCAGUUCUCGGCCUGUAGUGCAGAGGGUUUGAGACAGGCCUUGGAGAGAGGCGUGGGCCCGUGCCUGUACAACGUGCCUGACCCAGACAGGCUGUUUGGAGGCCCGGUCUGUGGGAACGGUUAUGUGGAGCAGGGGGAAGAGUGCGACUGUGGAACAGUGGAGGAGUGUAACAGCACCUGCUGUAACCCCGCCAACUGCACCCUGCUGUCCGGUGCUGUGUGCGACAUGGGCGAGUGCUGUCAGGGCUGUCAGCUGAAGCCUUCGGGAGAGCUCUGCAGACAGAAGACCACUGAUUGUGACCUUGCUGAGUACUGCAGUGGACAGUCUCCACAGUGUCCAGAUAACCAGUUUCGUCCGAAUGGGAUACCCUGUCAAAACACUGAGGCCUACUGCUACAAUGGAGGCUGUUUCACCCACACUGACCAGUGCAGGACACUUUGGGGUGAUGGUGCAGACAAGGCCCAUGACAUGUGUUUCCAGUCGGUGAACCUCCGGGCUGACCAGUACGGACACUGUGGGAUGGACCAGGACGGAAACUACCGGGCUUGUGCCGAGACGGAUGCCCUUUGUGGCAAACUCCAGUGCCAGGGAGGAGGGGAAGCGCCCAUCAUCGGGUCGGGCGCCCAGAUCAUCACCACGACGGUCACCCUGCCGAACGGGCGGGAGCUCAGGUGUCGAGGCGUGUACGUAGACCUGGGGGGCGACAUCCCAGACCCGGGGCUGGUCAUGGCAGGCACCAAGUGUGGACAGGAUAAGGUGUGCUACAACAACAGGUGUGAGCUCAUCACAGCUCUCUUCCCUAACAUCACCACGACAACCGCAUCAUGGUGGACAUCAUCUCCCAUAGCAACACAAACAACAACAACAACACAGGUCACACCGCAACAAACAGCCUCCAGUACAACAGGGGCAGGCCACACUGGUGUUGCUAUGACAACACAGAAUGUUUCCAUGGCAACACAGCUCCAGACCACACCCCAGGGGACCGGCUGGUGGAUCGACAUCAUGCCAGGUACAAAAGACGUUCUCGUGUUCUUCCUCGUAUUUCUCCUGCUCAUCCUGCCACUGGCUGGUCUGGUCUACUUCUUCUGCCACGAGAACAAGGUUUUUUGA
Messenger RNA from Branchiostoma belcheri (Belcher's lancelet), 2193 nucleotides. Its product is annotated as disintegrin and metalloproteinase domain-containing protein 12-like. Gene Ontology annotation, molecular function: metalloendopeptidase activity. The record is from RefSeq and is a predicted model, not a curated record. Gene Ontology annotation, biological process: proteolysis. The transcript has 21 exons. Bases 1 to 2193 code for a protein of 730 amino acids. Lineage: Eukaryota; Metazoa; Chordata; Leptocardii; Amphioxiformes; Branchiostomatidae.